AUGCUUGCCUUGAAGCACUCCAGGACCCGGGUGCCAACUGGCGAGGUCGGCGCAGCAGAUGCGUUCAACCGUCCCCCGGUCGGCAUUGGCCCGGAUCCUGAUCUGGCGGGCUUGGUUCAGAGUCCAGCUCACUGCCCACCAGGGCUCGGCCGUGUAACCAACGCCUGGCGGUGCUGGCUUUGA
Messenger RNA from Diaporthe batatas, 183 nucleotides. RefSeq lists its product as uncharacterized. NCBI's taxonomy places the organism in Eukaryota, Fungi, Ascomycota, Sordariomycetes, Diaporthales, Diaporthaceae. The transcript has 2 exons. The record is from RefSeq and is a predicted model, not a curated record. Bases 1 to 183 code for a protein of 60 amino acids.